Messenger RNA from Polyodon spathula (Mississippi paddlefish), 1450 nucleotides. RefSeq names its product kremen protein 2-like. The record is from RefSeq and is a predicted model, not a curated record. The transcript has 9 exons. Gene Ontology annotation, cellular component: plasma membrane. Gene Ontology annotation, biological process: multicellular organism development. The coding region runs from base 44 to 1450 and encodes 468 amino acids. NCBI's taxonomy places the organism in Eukaryota, Metazoa, Chordata, Actinopteri, Acipenseriformes, Polyodontidae.
CUGCCCGCUCAGAGUGGGGGAGAGGCGGGGAGAGGAGUGAGCGAUGGUCCGCUGGGGUGAGAUGGCCAUGCUUCUCGAAGCCUUUCUGCAUUUUGUCCUGGCGACACAAAGACAAGAUCGCUUUGAUUGUUUUCUGGUGAAUGGAGCUGAUUACCGCGGCUCUCAGAAUCGGACCUCGGCUCAAAACGGGAAGCCUUGCCUGUACUGGAACCAGACCGUCCAGCACACCUACAAUACUGGGAGACAGAUGGCUGAGGAGUGGGGACUGGGGGACCACAAUUACUGCAGGAAUCCGGAUGGAGAUGUUCAGCCCUGGUGUUACGUUUCGGAGAGCGAGGAGGGAAUCUAUUGGAAGUACUGUGACAUUCCCAGCUGUCGGAUGCCGGGGUACCACGGCUGUUUCCUGGACUCGGGGAGCCCCCCCGCUCUGACGGGGAGCAGUGGCACCUCCACCAAACUCACUGUGCAAGUCUGCAUUCAAUACUGCAGGAGACACGGGUAUGAGUUUGCUGGGGUCGAGGCAGGUUAUGCCUGUUUCUGUGGUUCGAGGGCGGACCUGGCUCGUAACGAACAAGUGUCAGCGGUGGAGUGUGACCAGGUGUGCUUCGGCAAGUCAAGCGAGCUGUGUGGGGGGGACGGCAGGAUCGGGAUCUACCAGGUGUCUGUUGGAUCCUGCUCUGGUAACCUCACCCAGUCGGAAGGCGUUCUCUUCUCCCCAGACUUCCCCGACGACUACCCGGCCGACAGCAACUGCUCCUGGGCGCUGACCCCGCAGGGAGGGGGCGGGGGCGUGGGGGUCACCCUGGAGGUCCUCGACCUCCGGGACUCCUGGGACACGCUGUCGAUCUGGGACCCCCGAUCAGGGGGUCUGCUGGCCCGCUGGCAGGGGGGAGGAGGAGGGGAGGGGGCAAGGGAGGAGCUGGCGUUUCAGACAGACUCUGUCCUCGUCACUUUUGUCUCCGAUGGGAUUUUCCAAGGGCACGGAUUUGCCCUGACCUACAGAGGGAUUCAGGUUAACUCCAGUAUGGGAGGGGCUUCGUCUUCAAACCACUCCUCCACAACCCCGACUCCGCCCACAACGUCAGACUCCUGCACACCCUCCUCCUCUGAACCAAUCAGCAGUGAGAAUGCCACCAGCAUUGCAGCGUGGGUCCUGGGUGUCCUGUCGGUGAUGUGUGUCUUCCUGACUGCUGCCGCAGCCUACUACCUGAGAAGGAGAACCUGUCUGUUUGUUCAAAAGAAGUCCUCCUCCGGGCUCUUCCUCAUUGGCUCAGAGCCGCGCUGUGGGCGGGGCCAGGCCUGGUCGGUGGCCUUUCGGCACACGCGGGUCGUCGUGUGUAGCCAUGGCAACCAGGGGCGGGGCGGAGCGGGGGAGAGAGAGGAGGAGGAGGAGGAGGAGGAGGAAAGGCUCUUUUUUCCGGCACCCUUGAGGGACCAGCACCGGGGAUAG